Messenger RNA from Frankliniella occidentalis (western flower thrips), 8258 nucleotides. RefSeq lists its product as uncharacterized. Bases 896 to 5554 code for a protein of 1552 amino acids. The transcript has 10 exons. Gene Ontology annotation, biological process: regulation of transcription by RNA polymerase II. NCBI's taxonomy places the organism in Eukaryota, Metazoa, Arthropoda, Insecta, Thysanoptera, Thripidae. Gene Ontology annotation, molecular function: DNA-binding transcription factor activity; RNA polymerase II cis-regulatory region sequence-specific DNA binding. The record is from RefSeq and is a predicted model, not a curated record.
AGAACCAAUAAAUGGGCCAAGUAGACGCUCCACAACUGUAGAAAAACACAGGUUGUGUGAUUAUUUGCAUUUUCUCGUGCUACUUCCACCACCUACUGGUUACAACACCCCUUAAACGGCGAAAUUGCGAUAUGCGCUGGCACUGCCGACGCCUAGGCAGCAGGCAACCCAACAUACACCACUGCCCGAUGGUGGGGGCGUACACGUGAAGGUACAAGGUACUGAAUCAAUAUUAAAGGUAUGGGUGCGCCCUGAGGUGGAUUAGGGCUUCGUUUAGCCAAAUCGUGUGAUUCAGUCAAUCUAACGACGUAAAUUUUAGGCCACAGAACGAUCGUUUGCUGACCUUCCUUUGCCAGGUUUGCAGACGGACUUUCCUUGUGUUUUGUUCUUUUUUACACUGCCUUUUCGAAAGCUGCGGAGACGCCCGAACAUUAAACGUCAGAAUUAAAAUAAAUUUUAGUAUUCAGUCAUAAGUGGGGAAAUAACCUUUUAAGCCUCUUCGGGAGGAUGCUGUGUUCUUCAGUUUGUUUGUAAACUUUGCUUAUGUGUUUGAUCUGUGUUGAUGGAACAAUGGGACAUCCGUGAAGUCUAGAAGAGAGCAUCAUGGAGUUUCCUCGGAGCGAAAACCUGUGCGAGUGAUAAUUGUGAGAGGAAGCUUCCAGUGUUUUUUCCUUAUUUUAAAACAUCAACACAGACAUUGUUAAUAUCAACAAACAUUCGUGAAGAGGUUUGGGCAUGGUUUAAAGCCUUAUGUAGCACUACUGGUUGGUUCGGCCAGUGAGCCACUGUGGCCUAGGCUAGGCUACAAGCCCUCCUAGACCAAGAGGCCUAUUGUAGAAGUGGUGACUAACCUAGAUACAGAGGUGCGGCCUAAAAUGAAGUAGCAGUUUGAACCAUGAAACUGCCUCCAGCCACCGAUAUGAGCAUAGCUCCUGUUUCUAUUAUGGAAGUAGCUCACCACAAAGGUGAUUCGUCUGAUAAUUUUCGGAAAGGCGAGCAGGGUUAUGAUUAUGGCUUAGGCUCCAAGUGGGCUGGUCUGGUGUCUGAAGCCCGCGAGCUGGCCGCUCGGUUCAACAAGGACAUGAGCGGCGGCCAGGACAUGCUCAAUAUGAGCCUGGGUGGUGAAGAUCAAGAUCUGGAAGAUGAUGAGGAUGAUGAAGAUGGUGAUGAUGAAGAAGAAGAUGAGGAGGGUAACGAAGGUGUCGACUGCCCACCGAGUAUUCCCAAGAGUCUUUCAUCCAAUAUUCCAGCAAGUGCUCCUUCCACAGAAUUCAGCAAUGAUUUUCCUUUUGCUAAUGGUGUUGAUCAUGAUAGCAACAAUGACAAUGAUGAAGAAAAGAAUAACAUUUCUGGUGGUGCAAAUCCAUUUGGACUAGACACAGACCAAUGGUCGACAGAUGAAAGCAGUGACAGUGACGACGAUGUUCAAAAUGAUAUUCCUUUAAAGUAUCCCAAUAGUGAUCCACUUGAAUGUAAAUUCUGCGGGAAGAUGUAUACCAAAAUCUUUGGAUUGCAGCGUCAUGAAGCAGCUCACGAGGGCAAAAGUAUAUUUCAGUGCCGAUCAUGUGACCGAAUUUUUCCAUCGAGGGAUAGACGAGAAAAGCAUAAGUUGGAUAUGCAUUAUACUUGGAAGUGUCACCUAUGCUCUCAAUCUUUCCCCAAGUCUAAGCGCCUUGAAAUUCAUGUUGGAAUUGCACACAAUGGUAAAUUCUGGGAUGGUAAACAACUGUUAGAUGAACGCCCAGCUUCCGAAAUGUUUGUUUGCAACCAGUGUGGUAAAAGCUUUGCCAACAAAGCAGUAAUGAAAUACCAUAUUGAAUCAAACUGUGGCUCUGAACCAAAGUUCGUGUGUGCAACAUGUGGAAAGAAAUGUUUGAGCCAAGAUUCUUUGGCUUCUCACAUGUCAAUACACACAGGAGAAAAGGCAUAUCUAUGCCGUUUUUGUGGUGCAAGUUACCGAUCAAAGGGUCAAAUGAAAGUUCAUGAACGCACUCAUACUGGAGAAAAACCCUUUGAAUGCAAUAUUUGUGGUAAAGGCUUUGCUCAUACUGCUAGUUUGGUCACUCACAUGACAACUCAUACUGGAGUAAAACCCUUUCCCUGUGAUGUAUGCAAUGUUCGUUUCUCAUGUGUUGGGAACCUGCUGAAGCACAACAAAACUCAGACCCAUAUUUCCAAAGUGUUUGAAAAGACACCCCUUGACCAAGGCAACUCAGUAUAUCAGCAGCAGCCACUUCUAUCGGCAGGUGACAGGCAGCUCCAGUUUCCUGUCACUGAACCACGCAUACAGCGUGAUGAUGACAAUUCACAGGACCAUCUCAACUUCCUGGGCUACCUAAAUGGACCUGCAUUUCCGGGGGUUCACCCAAGUAGCAGUUCCAACCAUAUGUGGAAUCAUCAACCUGUUGAUGGGGAAGAGCAACAGCAGCAACAACAACAGCAGCAACAGCAACAACAGCAGCAGCAACAACAACAAAGUCAACAGCAGCAAUCUUCCUCAACUUCUUCAUCAUACUCUGGGUCUGGGUGCAGCUCCGGAGCUGGUGGGGGAUCUGGACAACAGCAGCCCCCUGAACCACCUCCACCGCCUCAUGAUCAGCAAAAUCAUGACUCAGGUCUUGUAGCUGUGAAAACAGAACCAGAAGAUGAAGACUCCGAAGAGAGCUCUCUUGCUAAUCAUACUGAUGCUAACACAAGCUCUACUUCCAACCCAAAUGCCUCUAAAUCCACAAUUGAUGACAGAAGUUCACCGUCACCUCUUGAUGCCAGUAACUUUAAUUCUGCUAACAAUGACAAGCCUUUCAGGGACAGGUUUGACAGUGAUGAUGAUGACAAUUUCUGGUGGGCUAUGGAUGAAUCUGAUAAUGAUAAAGGGGGUGAGCCCCUACCUGUCAAGGUGGAACUUGAAGAAGGCAGUGGGACUGAAUCCUUGAAAGAACCAGAAGUACCAGUUAAAAGGAAACGAGGAAGACCAAAGGGAUCCAAGACUGUGAAUAGAAGGGUUGAUAAAGAGAAGAAUGCUAAGGGAAAAUUCACCUGUGCAACUUGUGGUAAAGAUCUCAAAUUUAAAUCACACCUUGUCAGACAUGCUAAAAUGCAUCAAGAGGAGAAAAAGAGGAAACGGAGGAAGAAGAAGAAGAACAAGCAGAGGAGUCCAUAUACUGUUUCUAGCUCAGAAGAUGACAAUACUGACUGUGAUAAAGAUUCUUUCUUUGAUUGUGUCAGUGAAGACGAAGCAAUGCGCUUGGAACAAGUGAAGGAAGAGCCACUUGAUGAUGAGGAUGGCAAUGAUGAAGAUGGCCUGAAUGAGUCGCGAGAAGGCAAUGUUGCUGAUGAUGCAAGUGACAUACCACAAAUUGAAGGAGAAGUGAAAGUUAAGAAGAAGAGAGGGAGGAAGAAGAAGAGUGAGAUAGAGGGUGGAGACUGGGGAGAACUUGGACCUGAUGGGGAGCUUAGAAAGAAACGUGAAAGAAAGAAACCUAAAGAACCCUGUAUUUGUGGUGUAUGUGGGAAAGAUCUAAGGUUUAAAUCACGCCUGGCUGCCCAUAUUGCAAAUCAUACUGCAGAAGACAUGAAAGAGAAACUGACAGAGAAAGAUUCAUGCUGUCUCCUUUGCAAUAGAGAAUUUGGAUCUCCUGAAAAUUUGAAGCGUCACAUGGACCACACCCACAGUGACCAUGGUGGCAAGAAGUCACUUAUGACAUGUCGCUUCUGUCCCAAACAAUACAUUAAUGAAAUGAGCCUGCUUAAUCAUGAGGCUAGUCAUGGAGCAAGUGAUGUUGGAACUGUUCAGUGUGAGGCCUGCCCACGCAUGUUCCACAACACCAAAGCCUUGUCCCGGCACAAACUCAAAGAGCAUGGGGAAGGAAACUUCAAUUGUGAAAUCUGCAAUAAACUCUUUGGAACAAAAGACUACCUGAUGAAUCACAUGAAAUCAAAACACAUGCCCAAGGAAAAGACCGAUCCUUUCACCUGCCAUCGUUGUGGCAAGCAGUUUGAGAGGAAACCAACAUUUGUGAUCCAUGUUGAAAGUCAAUGUGGGACACAACCACAAUUCCCGUGCUCCAUUUGUGGUAAAGGCUUUGCUAGUCGAGGAAGUCUUGGGACUCAUCUCCUGAUUCACACUGGCCAAAAGUCAUUUUUGUGCAGAUUUUGUGGGAAGGCUUUCAGAGCUAAGGGUGAGGUGAAGCGUCAUGAAGUUAAGCACACUGGAGAAAGGCCAUUCAAAUGCAAAAUUUGUGGAGAAGGUUUCCCAUACCGCGAGUCACUUGUGACUCACAGUGCUGUGCACACUGGUAUCCAGCCAUACUCGUGCAAAGGAUGUGGACGACGUUUCUCCUGUUCAAGUAAUCUUGUGAAACAUAAAAGGGUGUACAAUGGCUUAUGUAGUGCGAAAAACCAAGGAAACCAGCCUGGUCCUGGUAAUCGCCGCAACAAUGCUGGUUCCAAUAUGAACCAGGUCCAUGCAGCUGCAUUAGGAAACCAAGGAAAUCAGUCUGCAUCCAUGUCAGCAUCAAAUCUCUCCGCAGCUAACUUAUCGUCGAAUCUCGCUUCACCUGGUUUGUCGGCAGCCGAUUUGUCUGCAGCUAAUUUAUCAGCAGCAAAUCUGUCUGCUGCAAACUUAUCAGCAUCCAACCUUUCUGCAGCCAAUAUGUCUGCCUCAAAUUUGUCCGCUGCUAACCUUUCUGCUGCAAAUUUGGCAGCUUCAAAUCUAUCUGCCUCCAGCUUAUCAAGCAAUUUGGCAGCAAAUCUAUCAAAUAGUCUCAACAAUAUGUCAAACCUACCCGCCAACCUUGCAUCGAAUCUGGCAUCGAAUCUGGCAUCGAACUUGGCAUCAAACCUAGCAAAUAAUUUGGCUGCAAGUCAAGCUGCUCAAGCAAUGCAAGCUGCCCAGGCUGCCCAAGCUGCCCAGGCUGCCCAAGCUGCUCAGCAAGCUGCCCAAGCUGCGCAGUUAUCUCAGUCAGCUAUUCAAGCUGCACAACAUCAACUCAGCCAAGUUCUUCUUGCAAACCACAGUAAUGAGAGUAAUGACUCUAUCCAUGCAAGCCAACACCAGCUUUUAGCACAGGCUCAUCAAUCGUCACUUUCUCAAGCAAGUCUUCACAUGAGGCCCCUACAACUGUCUCAUCAUGGAGCACGCACACCUCAGCCCCAGCCAACACCCUUAUCGCAUUCUCAGUUGGCUUCUCCUCCUCCCAUGAGCCCAAUACCAUCACCUCUUCCUCAUCAGACUCAUCAUUUGCAAAGUAACCAUCACCAGAUGCAUCCCACCCAUUUGUCGCAAAAUCCACACCACCACCUUCACCACCUGACGCAGUUCAACCAUCAUCACCAUCAAUACAGUCAGCCUGCUCAUCUUGGCAGCCAGCAUCACCAUCACCAAAUGCAGGCAAAUCACCACCAGCAUCACCACUUGAGUCAAUUGGCUCACCAGCAGCACCAUCUGCCGCAGCCACUACAGCUGACUCAUCCUUCCCACCCAUCACACCAUGCACAUAUUUCCCACCAACAGAAUCCCCAUGCACAUUCACCCUCAUUGCUACCUUUGUCGUAAUGAGAGAAUUAUCCCCUUCAUGUGAUGAAAUUUCAUUAACUUUUGGUUCAUGCUAGUUCUAAGUAGAUAUUUUGAAUCAUCUUUUUUUUCUUUUCUUUUAGAAUGUGUUUAUUGAUCAGACUGACUUUGCUGACUUCCAAGUGACCUUAAGCAGAAAAAUGCAUUUUAUUUGUUCUCUGUUUCAAAGCAAAGGAUGAUGUUUGAGAAAUAGUCACAUGUUUAGUUCUUGUUUGAUGCAUGCCAAAUGUGUAUUUACUUCUCAAAACCCAUACUUGGUAUUUUCAAGAUGAGAGGUUACUAAGCUAAGUGAACUACGGUAAUGUAUUAUGCUUCUUUAAGUGUUUGUCUCAGUGGAAGUAUUGCUGGUCUUUUGAUCUUGUUUCUGCAAUUCAUUGACCUAUGCUUUUCAAAGUGCUUUGGAUCCAUUUUAUUAUUUUUAUUCAGUAUUUUGAUUGACAUACCUCUUUUGAUGAUUUAUAGUUCAAUUUCUUGAAACAGUAUUUUAUUCUCUGAUUACAAUUUCUUAUGUGACUUGCAUCACUCCACAGAUCAUAAAUAUAUUGUCUUAACUUGUCUAGUAUAUGUAGGUUCAUUGUCUUGCACUGUGAAAUAUUUGAGUGAUAGAUGACCUGGCUUGUGAGGUUGAGGUUUGUUUGGUUACAUGUGAGGUGAUAGGUUGUUUGGUUUGAAAGAAGUGAUGUACCUUAACCUAGGUUAGUUUUCAACAAUUAUAGGUACUCUACCAAUAUUCCACCGUUUCUUACCUUAUAUACAUUAAAGCAAAGUGUUUUAGAGUUUUCAUAAAUCAACUAAUCAUUUCUCUGAAGAUUAUGAAGGAUGCUCGCUGCAUCUUUUUUAUUCUCUGACUUUCUUAUUGGUACUUUGUAUCGAUGAUGGCAUGCUGCUAGACUGAUACAGACUGAUGAUCACAAAGUACAUCAUAUCACUCGAAUGCAUCAUUUGGUCAUGUAUUAUGAAUUUGGUUUGUAGGUUCCUGUAAAGAAGGACUGUGUUGUUUUGGGGUCUGUUUGAACCAUAGCACUUCCUGCUUUGAUCUAAUAUCUUAUGUAUAUUAUUUACCAGAAUGUACUUAUUCCUAUUCAUCAUCAAUUAUCACUGUAAUCAACCAUUUUCUUUAUUUUAUUUUUUUCAAUAGCUUUAUGUGUAUAUUAUGUUACAUGCUAGUUUCUGCAUAUGCGUGUAUAAUUUUAUGUUUGUUGAAUUUUGCAUAUUCAUUAAGCCUAUUUUGGGAGGGCAUGCUGCUUUUCUCUUGCCUCUUGCAGGCAUGAUAUCUUGUGCCAAUGAAAAUAGCACUAUACUACUUUGGACCAAAACCUGCCCUCUCAAAAUGGCAUAAUGAAUGUAAUUUUAAAAAUUGCAUGAUUGUUUUGGGUUGGGUUCGUGAGAAUUAUUUCACAAGACUGUAUUUGAUGAAUGGCAAAUUCAUAUAUGUAUGGAUAAAUAUUUCACAUGUUUAAUCCCACAUGUGUGACAUCCUUUAUACUAGUAUGGAGUUAUAUUUAACAUCUGAAGAUUAUGUACAAAGUAUUUUCCACUCUCCUCAUUAUCCAUAACUUGGCCCAGAUAAUGCGGAAGAAAAUGUGCCAUUUAACAUUCUACCUGAUGAAAUUUACAAAAUUUUGUGUAGUUAUAUAUGAAAAUAAUAUUUCAAAAUGGUUUCAACUUGCUGGCCUGGUUAAGCUUAUUCGUGUUGUAGUUUCUCUGCUGGUUACAAUGCAACUGACAAGCUGCUUUUGAAAAGGUUAAUGAGGUAUCAAUGAAGGGACCAUGUUUUGAGACUACUUACCCCUCUGACAAGAAAAGAAAGGAAUAUUUCAAGGAGAAAAAGUAAGAAUUUCACUUCACAUUUACCCCGUAGACUUUUUGCUGGAUCCAUCUUGACCAGGCCAGAAAGUUUCCCUUUUGAAAUGUAGAAAUUAAGGUAUUUUAGUCUUAUUGUUCCAAUACUGCACAUAUCCCCCUUUCUACCUACCUUGUGGUGAUGUCAGUAUUGGCAACAAUUAUGGACCAUUGUUAAAGUGAUAAAAGUCUGCUCGAGGUGUGGUACCUGUCAUGUACCAAUAUUGUUACAGAAUUUCUUACAGUAAUUCUUGAAUUUAUUUUCGUUGGCUACAUUUUGGCAUUCCAUAUCAAACAAACAUAGUCAUGAUUGCUGUGAGUUGUACAUGAUUGGUAUUCAAUUGCAUGAACUUUAGACUGCACAUUUAGCUUUUGUUUUAACUUUGGGAAAGUACAAUUAUAUGUCGUCAGUAUUACAAAAUUUUUAAAUUAAGUAGAUUGAAUAUUUGUUUCUGAGGUCUGCCCAAUAAUAUCCCAAUUAACAUGUCAUUACAAGUUGGGGGCACAUUCUCCAUUCAUGCCUUCACAGGUUUAAUGUUACAUUUGUACCUUGUCAUAGUCUUGUCAUGCCAUUUCCUUUAUUGAACAUGUCAUAUGUUUCUGCUGUCCUUUUGGUUCUCAAGUUUUGCAUGUUGGAAUUUGUUCAAGGCUAUCAUUUGAGGAUUGUCUCCACUUCUCCCUGAUGAAUUUGUUAUAACUUCUCAACAAAUAAUACUUUUUGCAGAAAAAUUCUCCCUUUUUAUUUUAAUAUUGUCUCAGAGUGUAAGUUUUAUUGUGUGUUUAUUUGUUGUCUGUUUUCUUGGUUGGGCUUGACAAAUCAAAUUAAAUGGUGAAUCUUGUGUUA